AUGCCGGCUGCGAUGAACGUCCUGUACUCAGAAAUAUCGCCGAUGUCCUCUCAUGCGACCUUUCUGGAUGAUAUCACGCAACAAGCAGAAAAGACCACCCAUGGAAAUGGAAUCGGGCAUUUAGUCUCUUCCCCACACAGCGGCCAGACUGUAUUUGGAUUGGACACCUCUAUACUUUUGGUAGAUCAGAUGUCACAGCUCGAUGUCGAAAAUGUCCUACAUCCCACCCUCGCGAGGAAAACCACCCAUUCGAAAGGUCGCACCUGUAGUAUCGGCAUAUGGUCUCCAGGAUGUUCUCUUUCGGCGAUCAAAAGGAUCGGCAAUUCGAUCGUAAACGUGACCAAGUCGUCGAGCACCAUUUUUCGUUCAUGGUCGACCAAUUUGCAUACUCCAAUAGUUCCAUUAAACUUGAACGAAAAUGUAACCGGUGAUCAAGUCAACAUACAUCUCUUCACUCCUUCAGUAACUACCACAUCUCAGGAAGAGCAGACUCCUUACAGUUCGCAUACCAACGGCACGAGCGGCAGCAUCAAGUCCAUACAUUCUAUGAUGCACUCAGUUACCAGGAAUCCGACCUUCCAUGCCUUGAGAACAGAUCCUUGUACAUCAAACGACGUACUCGCCGUUACGUCAGGGACCCGCGACUUUGUAUCUUCUAGGCGUCAACUAUCACUUGGUGGCGACAGACCAUUCCAAUCUAAAGUGUGCGCCCCACGCACGGUUCCCAGUUAUGACCAGCUUGUGACAACAGUUGAAGAGCUUCAUGCUGCCGUUGAGGAGUUAUCAAAAAGGAUAGCACUCAUAACGGAUCUCAAAGGCGUUUCUCGCCCAAGUUCUCAUCCAUCUCGGUUGGGGCGUGAUUAUAUAUACAAACCGAAGGCAUCGGACGAUGACGAACUCCAACUUCCUGGCGAGAAUAUACAUUCUACACAACAAGAUCAGUCAUUGUCGCCUCCUCCAGGCGAGUCGCCGUCCAUUAUUCCUAGGCAGCUAAUAACUGGGCCGAAUGUUCUUAGUAUUCCGGCAAUCCCACAAUUUGAUCCAUUGCUUUGCUUUGAGUCAGCAAGGAGUGCCGUUGCCAAGACAGAGCCGUUCCUACUGGCACCGCCAUCUACCUUUGAAGCAUCGGCAACAGUAUCAGCAGAGUUCAAACAUACAGAGCAAACGUCCUCCAGAAAAAUACCUCAAUGCUUCACGAACCUCACUGUCGAGAUCCAGCAAGUGUUGGAGUCGUACCGAAGGUCCCUAUCUAUACUUCUCUCACCAGUGCUGUCCCAAUUCUUGGCACCUCUGACCCCACGGCUAACUGCAGGCCCAUGUACACAAUGGCCGAUGGAAGGUGAACCUAUCUCGCUCCCUGCUAGUUCAGACCAAACUGACGCAGCCCUAUUUCCUCAUUCGCGCCGCAGUAGCAGGAUUAUUGUAUCGUCCAAUCUGGAGUCGUAUCUGCCAGGGCUUACGACCCAUAUGGGAGACGAAGCAGUUAUCGACCACCCUGAUGGAGACUUAGACCUCGAUGUGCCUGUCAAGCCGUACCCCGAUUUUUUUAGACACGAUCAGGCAAGAGACGGCAUGAUACGCCAGAAGAAUGUUGGCUGCAACUUUUACAUUCCACCAGCCGGUGGCAUGACAGGAUCAGAUAUCCAAGCGAGGCUGGAGCAACUGGCGCGUCUUUCUGAGGAACAAUUGGGUUCGGUACGGCGGUCGGAGGAGCAUAAUCACAAUUUACAGGAGUCUGAGGAGCAGUCGUCCAUAAACAAGUCAGCCUCAAUCAGUCAUCAAGAGUCAGAUAUCAGCCGUUCCAGCGUUCGCAUCGGGGACCAUCUCCAGGAGCUACAUGGGUGUUCGCGGUCAUAUGUUAAGACACUUUCAGGAUCCUUGGAGGGGUCGAUGCAUAAUGUCGCCCAAUGUCCUAAGCGUAUAUCUCGGCCAGAUGUAAGCCAUGAGCUCUUCUACAACGAGACUACCAGGUGCUUAAACAAGGAUGAAAACACCUAG
Molecule: messenger RNA, 1998 nt
Organism: Gamsiella multidivaricata
Lineage: Eukaryota; Fungi; Mortierellomycota; Mortierellomycetes; Mortierellales; Mortierellaceae
Exons: 3
Coding region: 1-1998 (665 amino acids)
Source: RefSeq, a predicted model, not a curated record